This is a messenger RNA of Octopus bimaculoides (California two-spot octopus), 1963 nucleotides long. Its product is annotated as lysocardiolipin acyltransferase 1. The record is from RefSeq and is a predicted model, not a curated record. Gene Ontology annotation, cellular component: endoplasmic reticulum; endomembrane system. Gene Ontology annotation, biological process: phosphatidylinositol acyl-chain remodeling. Gene Ontology annotation, molecular function: acyltransferase activity. Lineage: Eukaryota; Metazoa; Mollusca; Cephalopoda; Octopoda; Octopodidae.
CCUCCCAUUCAAAUUGCUACAUUUCACCGUCAUGCAGAUCUUCUCACUCGAUCAUUCAGCACUAACAGCCAAAACCAUUUACCCUUAGCCGACUUCGCUUACAUUUCUUUCCUUUCUUGUCAUAUCUCUUCCAUUCAUCUUUUUUAUUUUGUCCGUCAGACUUUCCGAAGUCUGUCAUUUCAUCUGUCUGUAGUUAAAGUAGUCUUUAUGGUGUGGUAUCAGCUCGUAGGGUGUUUUAGAGUGACAAGGUAUCACCCAAUUCCUGCUACAAUUAUUCACUCGAAAGGAAAUAACAACAGAAAGGAAAUAGGAGAAAUAAACAGAAGUCAUUAGGAGAAAAAAAAAAUAAAGCAAAAUCAAAAAGUGAAGGGUUGAAUAAUAAAUGAAAGGAAGAAGGUUAAUCAAGAAGAAAGCUAGGCUCGAGCGGAACGGACGGAAGCCAAGCAGAAGAUAAAGCAGCUUGCAAAGGGCUACCGGUGUCGUCGUUGUUUAUCGUUCAUUCAUUCUUGUGUUAGUGAAUGAAUCUUGUUGAAGAUGACCAGUCGCUCGGCAGUGUGUCUCGGAGUGACCUUUAGCUGUCUUGUAUUCCUUAGUAGUAUGAUGGGGACACUCUUCUUGCUGACGCCCGUCCUACCAGUUACCCUUUUUGAGCCCUUCUGGGGACGAUGGUUAUUAGAUACGAUCGUCCUUUCCUGGAAACUCUACGUCGUGGCCUUAUAUGAAAUUGUUUUAGGUGUGAAAAUAUCUGUUGCUGGAUUCCCAGGAAAACGUGAUGAGCAGUCUUUGAUCGUUAUGAAUCACCGCACUCGGCUGGACUGGUUGUUUGCAUAUUCUUUUAUGUUACGUUGUGGAUCUCUUAGACAUUUGAAAAUAGUUUUAAAAUCUGGCUUAAAAAAAAUUCCUGGCGCCGGCUGGGCCAUGCAAUGUUUGGUGCUAAUAUUCCUGGAUAGAAAAUGGACCAGUGAUGAAAUCUUACUUGAUAAAUACCUUAAUUAUUUUAAGGUUUUAAACUACCCAACACAGGUUCUUUUAUUUCCCGAAGGAACAGAUUUGACAGAACAGACUGUGAAGAAGAGUAAUGACUAUGCUGAAAAACACCAUUUAGAAAAAUAUCAAUAUGUUUUACAUCCGAAAACCACUGGAUUUGUCUAUAUUGCUGAACACCUCCGUAAGGAUAAUCAAAUGGAAGCUAUUUGGGACCUUUCAAUUGCUUAUCCUAUUAAUAUUCCUCAAGAUGAAAUUGAUAUCGUCAUGGGAAAUUUUCCAAAAGAAGUUCACUUUUAUGUCCGUACAUUUCCAAAUGAAAAACUUCCUCAAACACAUGAUGACCUCAUACUCUGGUGUAAAGAUGCGUGGAGCACAAAAGAAAAUCUGCUGAAACAAUUUUAUACAGAGAAAUUUUUCUCAGCAGAAUUAAAAUCAAAUCCAAGAGGCCCAUAUCGAGCACGAAGUGAGUUUUUGGUUCGCUCUAUUUUAUAUGUGUUUUUGAUAGGUUGGAGUAUUUUGUUAGUUUUUAUGCUCUACUGUUUUUAUUGUUCAUCAUUUGUUCGCUGGUACUGUCUGUUCAUCAGUAUCUUCUAUACUGUGAUAACUACAUCAUAUUUUGGAGUGGACAUUUUGCAAACAAAAAUACUUGAUUGGCACAAAGAAAAGAAAUGCUAAUUAGUUACACUGUCAAUUUGAUUAGAUCAACACUGCUGCCUUUUUUUUUAUCCUUGCAUAUUUUUCUUCAUCUUUUUUUUUUGUAAUAAAUAGAAGAUGAAGAAAUAUCAUGCUUUCGUGACUGCUCUUAUUUACCUUUGUAUAAAAUUUAUCAAUUCAAAUGUUACAAAAGUUUACUUAGGAAGUAUAUUUAUUCAAGAGACUUCAUAUUCUUUCCUUUGAUCCAAUAAUAUAUACAAUAUGUUGUUUUAUAGUAAUAAAAAAAUAAAGUCAUUUAUAAAAUAUAAUUACUUAAUUCAUA